This is a messenger RNA of Periophthalmus magnuspinnatus, 4249 nucleotides long. RefSeq lists its product as uncharacterized. NCBI's taxonomy places the organism in Eukaryota, Metazoa, Chordata, Actinopteri, Gobiiformes, Gobiidae. The record is from RefSeq and is a predicted model, not a curated record. The transcript is spliced from 9 exons. The coding region runs from base 22 to 2142 and encodes 706 amino acids.
CGCGCGGUGCUGGGCUCGUGGAUGCGUCCAUCCUCGCGCCGCCGGGUUCCCGCGUGGCUGCUCGCGCUGCCGCUCGGGAGACGGGACUGCGCGCUCCGCGGCCGCCUGGAGAUGAUCUCCUUCUGGCUGCUGUGUUGGAAGCUGCUGAGAGCUACAACUGGACUCGGUAGAACAGCAGGCGAGCUAACAGACGCAAGCUACGACGCUGACGGUAGCCGUGACGACGAGCACCACGACAACGAUAACUUCAGUAACGGUCCCCCACCUUCUCAGGAACCUGUCACCAUGGAGAUCAGCUCCUCACCUCCUCUAUUGAUGGAUCUGGAGAGAGAAAACCUCCAGAACUACAAAGAAGAUGAGGAAGAGGAAGAAGAACUACAAUACCCAGAAGUCCAGAAGGUACGGCAGCCAAUCAGCAAUGUGCAGGAGGACAAUUGCGACUAUUUGGUGUUUGAAAUCAGCAACAAGAAAGUGGUUGAAGAAGAUGAAAAUUCGGAAGACACCGCCGACGAUUUCUGGACAACAGAAAUGGAGACUAGAGAGGAAGUAAAACAGGAAGCUGAAACAAAUAACCAAUCGGAACUAUUGUUUGAAUCAAGAGCAGAAGACAGGGUCCAAUCAGAGCCCAGGUUCCUGCGUGACUCUGACAAUGUAUGGAGUCAAGAGACGGGGCUUAGGGAUGACCUCAGUGACUGCCUUCAGGCCGAACUCGCCUUGGUGUACUCGGACAGCGACGCCGGGGACGACCAGUGGGCUGCCUCCCUCAACGGUGAUGUUGUCAGCCAAACAGGAAAAGAUGCAGAGGGGCGGAAAGACUCACUGACAGGCCAUGAGGAGGUCCCAGCAGGGGAGGAGCGCUCAGAGAAGCCCAGUCAGAGCUGUGAUCAUCCUGAGAGGAGUGACUCCAGAGAGGAAAUGGCCUCCAGGAGAGAUAUGUUCCUCCGAGGCUCCUCCACCAGCUCUACCACCAGCUCCACUGACCCCGACAGAAAGCUCUCUGACCUCAGCAUGCAGCAGGGCCCGCAGAGCGAGAACGUCUCCACAGAGCACCUGGACUUCCUGUUGGCGCGUCAACAAUGGAAGAAGAUGGAGGAGGAGGUCAAAGGUCGGCCUAUUCCCAAGCCAGGGCUGAGGGCUCAGGGCAGCUUCCAGGGCACCCACACCUCCCUGUACCCCCCCACCCGCAGCCCUCGCCUCAAGCACAGGGAUGUUCAGGCAGCCACAGCCGUCUCCCGAGAGCCCCCCCUGUCCUCGGCUCUGUCCUCCGUUCUGUCCCCAGGGUCGGAGGACUCGGGCCUGGAUGAGUCGUGGUACCGCAGCCCCCUGGAGGAGCCUGAGUCUGCGGUGGAGCGAGAGAUCCGGCUCACACUGGAGAGAGAGGAGAAGCACCGCAGGGAGAGGGGGCUGAUCCAGAAGGGCAUCGCACUACCACGGCCGUCCUGUCUGCAGACCAGCCGCUCCCCCCCUCGCCCUCCUGCCUGUCGGACCCCCACUCUGUCCGUGUCCCCCUCCUUUUCCCCCUCCUGCUCCACCUCUGUGCCCCGUAACUACCAUGAGCUCACUGCUAGCAACGUCAUCAUACUGGAGCCUGACACUAGCCCUGCCUCCCGGUCCCGUCUCAUCUCAACAGCCACCGGAGCACUCUCUGAUUGGCCCAGCAGCACCGCCAACGUGGUUGUUGUGGAAACCUCAAAUCUGAUCAUCCGAAGUGCGUCGGAGUUCUGCCUCAACACUGCUCCCGUCGGCCCAGAAACACAGGAGAGCACAUUUACCUCCAACCCCUUCUUCAAGCUGCGUUCUCUGAGCAGCCAGUCCCUGGUAGAGCAGGAGAUCCGACUGGUGCGGCAGAGGGAGGAGGAGUGGAGGAGGCAGAGGGAGGACGUCUUCAGAGGGAGGAAGGAGAAGUAUCACACUGUGCUGGUGUCUCCGGCCCUCACCGACAACAUCAGCAGCAACGUCCCAGAGGUUGCAGACAGAUGUGUGUCGUCCCCGUCCUCCCCCUCCAGGGCUCGUAAAAUGGAACGCUCCAGCCUGUCAUGUGACCACAAGUUCCCCUCCAGCCUGUCAUCAGUGCCCAGACGACAAAACGCCAUGGCACAGCGGUGGGAGGCAUCUCUGCUGGCCAAUCAGAAGAAAGACUGAGCUGCAGGGAGCCAAUCAGAAGAAAGAGUGACUAUACUUACUCCGCCCACUUUUCCUCAUUCAGCUCCUCCUUUCUUUACCAGCAAUUGUUUAAGCAUUGGUUAAUAUUAUAUAGACAGUACAACAGGUGGAGCAAUGGACCAAGAUAUUGCUUUUUAAACACUAGGUUUAAAUUAAAGAUGUUUUGCCAGUAAAACAUAUUGAAAUGUCCUAAUGCAUUAUCAAAAAGUAACAUCCUGUACUUUGUAGCAUUUAGCCUUUAGCUCAUGUAGCACUAAUACCAAGCCAUUAACCUAUUGAUACUUUGCAGUGACAUCACUCCUGGGGGCUUGUAUGUCUAUAGGAUUGUUCAGCAGAUACCACGGUGAUGCCUUUUUAUUUUAUCAGAAUACAGAGUGGAUUUAAACACAUUUUAAGAAACCUCUGUUCCAUAUUUGCGUUCAUAGUGCCGUUUAGAUGUUUGACUUUACACAAAAAAGGUGAGAGUGACUAACUGAAAAACUAGCCUGUGACUGUAAGGCUGUUUGAGAAGGACUUGUUUAACAGCACAAAUCAGUGCACCUGUUGUAGUUUCAGCUAAGUUUAUGGUGAGAUUGUGUUCGAACAAAGCUCAAAAUUGAGUAACACAGCUUCAGAUAGAGCAGUGCCUCAAGUUAGUUUUACACCACCCCACCCAAGGGAAUGUUGAUGGCAUCAGCUGCAAAGUAUCAGUAAUAAAUCUUCAUAAAUUGCCACUUAAAUGAACUAGUGGCUAAUCCUCUUCAUUCAUUAUAGGCCUGUAUAUUUUAUUUAUUUAUUUUACAAAGCUGAUAACACAAUUCAAUAUAACCCACCUUCAGUACUGGUUCUUUGCUUCACUCAUUUUGCUGCCUAUUUAAUGAUAUAGUAUUUGUUGAAAUGAAAUACAUACAUGCCCAAAAGUAGCCAUAAUUCACUGCCAGUUCAACUUAACUGACUUAAAACUAAAUUUUAUAAACACUUGGGCACUUUAUCUUUAUUAGGAACUGUACCAUGACCAAUUUAACAAUGUCCAUUAUCUAACCAAAUACAUUCUACUCCAUUGAUGUCAUAUUUACAGCACUUUAUCUGAUAAGCAAUGAGCAUCCUGUACAUUUUCUAGCUAUGUAUUCCUAUUUAUUUGUAAUGUUAUUGAUAUGUUGACCAUGCUAACGCUAACACCCGGAGUCCAGUGUGUAUUUUUACAUAUUUAUACGUCUGUUUUACCCUCAGAGAAGUAUAUUGUAUUGUAUUUUUGCUGCAUACAGUAUUUAUGAAAUUAGCAAUGCUUCAAAAAAUAUGGUAUUUUAUUGUGUAUGGAUGAAGACAUGAAAUUUGUGAUGGAGUGAAGAAAGCUAAUAACGUUGUCAGAUUUUGUUCUAAUUUUUAUUCAUUUUGGUUAGAGGUUAUAGGUCAGGGUGUGUUCAAGUCAACUCAGAAACAUGAAUUGUUGUGUAUUUUAAAGUACUUGUAAAUCUAAAUCUUUAAAAAUAACCAUGAAAAUUAAUACAAAACCACAUUUAUUGUUAUUUUAUUUUUAUUAUGUUAUUAUAUUUUUGUAAAAUCAUUCGCAGUCAAUACAAAUUCUCAAUACAUUUCACACAAUACAUGGCUAAAUAUUGACAAAUAUUUGACACAUUUUUUUGAGAUGGACUGAAUGCACCAAACAUUAGCAGCUAGAAUAGUAUUUUUUCUUUAUUUUUGGUUUAGAUUAGCUAUAGCCACAUUAUCUUGUGUAUUUCUGUUAAUGUUAGUUUUAAACAUUUAGUCAUACGCAGUUACGCACUAAGUGUCCUGAUGGUCAUUAUUUAUUCUUUCUUCAUGUAUUUAUUUCAUUUAGUUGUGUGUAAUUUAUUGCCAAAUGUAAGUGUGGUUACGAAAUGCAAUAAAGGUUGAAUUGUGAGUGGAACUGUGAUUGUGCUAUUUAAACUAUAGACUCUAUGCACAGACGGAAACACAGAAAGUACUAAACAUUUUAUACAAUAUUUCAGUUUUAUAUAGGCUACCCCCUUUUGAUAACUGUGGCCUAAAAUUGCAGUAUGUAAAGUUUUUAGUGGAGGGUUCAUCACUAACUUGUCUCCAUGGAAAUGUUACUGGUUUUCCUGAAAUG